AGGCGGCCUCCAGCGGUGACCCACGUGGGAGCCGGCGCCCCGGGUCGGCUUCGGCCAUGGCCGCGGCGCGCGCGCGCGUGCUGGCUUGCGCGCUGCUCGCCGCGGCGGUGGGGGCCCCGGCGGCGCAGCCCGCGGCGGUGGCCGCCCCGUGGGCCAGGUCCUGCAGCUCCGUCGACACUGCCGGGGACGCCCUGGCGGGCAUCGACCUCGCAGGGAGGGUGCUGGUCUACACCGGGGCCGACGGCAGCCUGGCGAGCGCCAGCACCCUGGAGCUCGCGAGGGCGAACGCCUCGCUGAUCCUCGCCUGCCGCAGGGCUUCGAAGUGCGCGGCGGUCCUGCAGAGCCUCGCCAGCCGGAGCGGCACCUCGGCGGCGCUCGAGGCAGAGGCGCUCGACCUGUCGUCCGCGGCCAGUAUACGUGCGUUCGCGAGCCGCGUCACCACGAGGCACAAGAGGAUCGACGUCCUCGUGAACUCCGCAGGGAGCUACGACACCUCCCCGACGGAGGACGGGCUCGUCGGCGCCAUGCAGGUGAAUCUGCUGGGCCCCGCGCUGCUCACGGAGCUGCUCCUUCCCGCGCUCCGCGGGCACGGGCGCGUUGUGAACGUGGCCGCCGCUGCGUACGGCACCAGGCUUGCAGCCAACACGACCGCGGCCGAUUUGGCCGCCCUCUGCACGUCCGUGGAUCCGCGGCUGAACCGCACGGGGGGGUACUUCGCUUUGUCGAAGUUCCUGAUGGUGCACCACGCCGUCGAGCUGGCGAGGCGCGAGCCCACUGUCGCGGCGGUCGCGCUGGCGCCCGGCGUGGCCUUCAGGCUGCCGGACGUCCCCAACUGGGCAAAAUACGCGGUCAUGCACUUCCCGUACCCCGAUUGGGUCCUUCAGCAGUUCCCGGCGGAGCUGCAGAAAUUUAUCAAGGUGUGCAGCACUAAUGAGGCCAGGCUGCGCAGCUGCCCGGAGACCCAGGAGCAGGGUGCAGCGGUCAUCGUCGCCGCGGCGGCGUGGCCGGAGGUCGAGUCGCACUCCGGCGUGUACCUGGACUUUGAGACGAAGCAGCUCCCAGAUGGCGCUCCCAACGUGUACGGCCCCUGGACGCAGUCGGACCCCACCUGCAUGCCGCGUCGGCCGGGCGCCAUGGACCCGCGGCUUCGGUCCGACUGGUACGACGAGAUGCUGCGGCUGAUGGGCUCUGGCAGCAGCACGCACCACGGGCCCGGCGCCCGCGGCGCCGACAGCGGCCGCCGCGGCGGCAGCGCGCACAAUUUCGUCGUGUGAGCGGCCGUUCUCCGUGGCUGGUGGGCUCCUGGCAGCAGCGCGCACCGCUGGCCGUUGGCCCUGCGCCACGCUCCGCCAGCCCUCGGGAACGUCUGGGCGACGUACAGUUGGCGAUGCAAUCUGGACGACGACAUCAGCGUGCUGUGCAGUGUUCAGCGUGCUUUGCGCUUCAGUGCGUCGAUGGGACAGGGCUGUCUUUGGUACACUGUCACGACAGAGAUCUGUCCCAUCCAGACUCCGUGCACGCCUGUGCCCUGGAGUGAUGCGGUUUGUCGGCCUUCGGGGGCCGCGCGCGCGCAGCAGAGCAGUGCACGAGUCGCACGAUGUGAUCUUCUGGCCGGAGCGGAGUCUGCUAUGGUGUCUGACGUGCGGGGCUGCCGUAGUACCCAGCACUCGAGAUGCCUCGCUCGGGUGUGCUCCCGGCGCCCAGAGAAGGCGGGAGCCCAGGCUCUGUCUCCCACGUCCAGGGGCCUCUGGCCUGGCUCGUGCCGCUGAGGACGGGGAAAAGCAGGCG
Prorocentrum cordatum is the source of this 1788-nucleotide messenger RNA. Lineage: Eukaryota; Dinophyceae; Prorocentrales; Prorocentraceae. The record is from the annotation of a GenBank genome assembly.